Fusarium musae is the source of this 519-nucleotide messenger RNA. RefSeq lists its product as uncharacterized. The record is from RefSeq and is a predicted model, not a curated record. The transcript has 2 exons. The coding region runs from base 1 to 519 and encodes 172 amino acids. NCBI's taxonomy places the organism in Eukaryota, Fungi, Ascomycota, Sordariomycetes, Hypocreales, Nectriaceae.
AUGGAACUGCCAGAGUGCAAACGAUAUAUCACUACGGUGCGAUCCGAUGGAAAGAGCGUACACAAACCUUUCACUCCCCUCAUUUACUCUGACAUCCCCGGCACUGGCUCUGUUGCACGGUCAUAUUCAGUAAAAUGUAUUCCAGCCCAGCUACAAGCUGAGGACGAUAUUAAAGCGUACCAAAGUAACGAAGGCAUUGCGAGCUACAAAUCGCCAGAUAUCGUCAUUCCCGGGGCGAAUCUUUCAGUCAUAGACUUUCAGCCCGGAGCUACCAGCCCUAUGCAUAAGACUCCGUCUAUAGACUUUUCUAUCUGCAUUAUGGGCACUAUCGAUCACGUUAUGGACAGUGGAGAAUCCAUACGACUAUAUCCUGGAGACCAUAUUAUUCAGCGUGAAACCAAUCAUAAAUGGGUGAAUCCAUCGAAGACGGAGCCGGCAAGGUUGAUUGGUGUCAUUCUCCCAAGUGAGAAUUUCAAGGGAAAAGCGGCUGACGAGGACGGUGAUGGCCUGUCUAAAUGA